Fundulus heteroclitus (mummichog) is the source of this 875-nucleotide messenger RNA. RefSeq names its product OX-2 membrane glycoprotein. The transcript is spliced from 4 exons. Lineage: Eukaryota; Metazoa; Chordata; Actinopteri; Cyprinodontiformes; Fundulidae. Gene Ontology annotation, molecular function: cell-cell adhesion mediator activity. The coding region runs from base 21 to 848 and encodes 275 amino acids. The record is from RefSeq and is a predicted model, not a curated record.
UAUCCAUACAUGGGAACGCAAUGACGCCAUACGCACGUCUGGGAUUGAGCAGCUGGAGUUUGCAGUCAACAAUGGAAGUUGCUGUUCUCAGUUUUAUUCUUUUCAGCAGCGUCCUUCACACAGGUCAGCUGGCUGUGAUAGAAACAGAGGAGACUGUGUGGACAGCAGUGGGAGACCAAGCCUCUCUAAGCUGUCAGCUCACUGAAGAUAAAGAAGUCCUCCAGAUCACCUGGCAGAAAGUCCUCCCUGAUGGAGAGAGGAACCUCGCCACCUACACCAAGAAAUUUGGUUCUAGAGUGAGACCUGGUCUGGAGGAGGAGAUGGAUUUUCAGUACAAAGAUCUGCAGAGCUGCUCCAUGGUGAUCAGGAAGGUGACGGAGCAGGAUGAAGGCUGCUAUAGAUGUUUGUUUAACACCUAUCCUCUAGGAGCCCUGAUAGGCAGGACUUGCCUCAGACUCUCUGAGCUGCAUGGACCCGUCCUUGAUGUCAGCAGAUCAAGCUCUCCUGCAGGGUCAGUUGUGUCCUGUUCAGCCACAGGUCGACCUGCUCCCACUGUAACACUGACUGCUCCACAGCAGAACCUCAGCUUGUCCCUCUACAACACCACCAGGGUGAGCAACAGCAACGGUACCGUCACCGUCACCACCACAGCUCUGCUGUCAGCUUCCAGCAGCACACAGGUUGGAUGUUCAGUGUCAGUUCUCUCUGCUGCUCCCAGAGAGCUGCUGCUCACAGUUCCUGGACCCUCACACACGUCUGAUCAUGGUCUGGAUGUAGAAUCUGGUUCAAAAUACAGUUUUGUUGGGAAGUUCAUGUUCAGGUUUCAGUAUUUAUGUUUAUCCUUUUGAAUUGAUCACAUCAGCAUUUGUUCCUGU